GUUUCACGUCACUCCGCGGCAGGGCCCUCACUCUUUACAAACGUUCGUGAUCUUGUGUGGCGUCUUUGUGUGGUUAGAGCGCUGAUAAUCUCAUCUGGGAGCUACUUUUAAGUCUUUUUCCUGUGGGUUGGAAAGCAGCCAGAGUCCAAACCAAGCCCAAUAACUGCUGAACACAGCUGUUUUUUGAAGAUUGAAAGAAAGCCCAACUCUUUUGAAAAAAUUACAAAGGAAUCGGAUAUCCCUGAAAAUCUCUCUUUCUCUCCCAGCAGCUUUGAGUAAAUCACCAUGGUUCAGGCUAAGUCGUGGACUCUGGCCAAGCAUUUUAAUGGCUUCCCAAAGGACAGCAACUUCCAUCUCAAGGUGGAGGAGCUGCCUGAACCCAAAGAUGGAGAGGUGCUUUUGGAAGCGGUUUUUCUCAGUGUGGAUCCAUACAUGAGGCCGUUCAGCAGGGUCCACAUGAAGGAAGGGGAUGUGAUGAUCGGAACUCAAGUGGCGAAGGUGAUCCAGAGUAAAAACCCAGCCUUUCAUGUGGGAAGCCACGUCGUGAGCCGCUGCGGUUGGAGGACCCACGCAGUCAGUGAUGGGAAGGACCUCACUCCCAUCAUGUCUGACUGGGCUCCAGAUGUUUCAUUGUCUCUGGCUUUGGGUACCAUCGGCAUGCCAGGACUGACUGCUCUGUAUGGAAUAGAGGAGGUUCUUGGACUGCAGAAGAAUGAGACUCUGCUGGUGAAUGCUGCAGCCGGAGCUGUGGGAACCGUGGUGGGACAGAUCGCCAAGAUCAAGGGCUGUAAAGUGGUGGGUUCAGCCGGGUCCGAUGCCAAAGUAGCUUACCUGAAGGAGCUGGGGUUUGAUGAGGCUUUCAACUACAAAACUGUUCCUUCCCUGGAGGAGGCUCUGAAGAAAGCUGCUCCUGAAGGAUAUGACUGCUUCUUUGAAAAUGUUGGAGGUCAUUUUUCAACUGUUGCCCUACCACAAAUGAAUAACUUUGGAAGAAUAGCUGUGUGUGGGAGUAUCUCCACAUACAACGACGGUACACCGCAGACAGGGCCUUACCCACACCUGACAAUGAUCUUCAAGCAGCUCAGGAUGGAGGGUUUCAUGCAGAACAGGUGGGAGCACAAACACCCCGAAAGCCUCAAGAGACUAAUGGCCUGGCUAAAAGAGGGGAAACUGAAGAGCAGGGAGCACAUCACAAAAGGAUUUGAAAACAUGCCAGCUGCAUUCAUGGGGCUGCUGCAGGGAGAAAACAUCGGCAAGGCCAUUGUUGCAGUCUGACCUCUUACCAACAAGAGGCGCUGUUGAAGAAUUUACACAUGACGACGACUGUCAGUAAUAAUGAAGUAGGAUCAUGUUAAAUUACUAGUGUAUAUUUCUUGGAACAUUUCUGUAAACCCAGAGCCAUAAAUGUAAUUUAGCUGUACGAUUUGAGCCGGGGACGUUUAGUUUAGUCAGUCAGAUCUUGUCAAAGCUUCAAAUCUGAGAUGAUGCAUAGAUGUUGGAGAAAGACCAUCCCUUGCCAGAAGUUCUUCACAAAACUAUUCAGCAAAAAAGGUUUAGGAGUUGAGCUGAGUCUGGUGCAACAAGAGCUUCAUUUCAGGAGGUGUGCUCUAAACAUAAGUAUGGAGGAUGCACUUUCUCGCAAUACCAACCUGAAGAUAUUACAACAUGAUGGGGCUACUGAUGCUGUUGCAGCUCAGAGAGACCCCACCCAUUCUUGUGGUUAUGUAACGUCUGCACAGCCUCACUACUCUAGUCUUUGUGCACUUCGCCUCACUCGACCUCAAUUGCAGGACAUGAGGUUUCCAAUUGAGAGGUGAUCUAGCUCCCUGCCCAGUGGGUGGCUUUGCUUUUAUUCUGUUUACUGCCCACUUGGCUUGCUAGUCAGCAGUAUAUAACAUAGCUAAUGUCUUUAAAGGUACACUUCAACCGAUGUUGCACAUCCAGAGACUGAAAAUGUUCCCUAUGCUUCUUUACAAAAUAGCUCAAGCAUGGUAAGAUUGGAUCGAUAUCAUCUGUGAACUUUCAUUUUCAUUUCUUGCCACAGAUUUGGAAUAAUUCUGUAAUCUGACUAGGCCAUUCUAGCAGAUGCAUACGCUUUAAUCUAAACUAUUACAGUAAUUCUGGUUGUACAUUUAGUUUCCUGUCUUGCUAGAAAGUGAACCUCCGUCCCAGUCUGACGUCUUUUAAAGCAUCUAUCAGGUAGACGUAUUCCCAGGAUUUCCCCGUAUUUGGCUCUAUCCAUCUUCCCGUCAGCUCUGACCAACCUCACUGUCCCUGCUAAAGAAUAGCGGCCCCACAGCAUUAAGCUGCCAUCACUUUAUACUACUUAAUGUUUGCCUAUCACAAAAAAACAUUAAAAUACAUUUAGGUUUUUGGUUGAAACCUGACAAAAUGUGAAAAUGUGCCUUGAAAAAGGUAUUCAUACUUUUUGUAAGGCACAGUAUCUUAAGGGUCUUACUCUACUCCAGAAAUUGACUUUUGUACAGUUAAUGUCUCCAAUGUUCCUUUAUAUUGGUCAUAUGGAAUACAAAGGAAAGGCCCGUUACAAUAAAUGACACGCCGAUUUUGUAUUGAUAAACACCUGAAGCAGAUUCCUAAGUAUCAUCAUCUUUAAGCUUUCACUAAGAAAGUUGAGCUUAGUUAACCUGUUAUACAGACUGUACCUAAAUCAGAAGUAUGCAAAUACUGUUGUUGAUUCGUCGCUUUAUUUGCAGUAUACUGUACCUGUGUAGAAUAUUUACUGUAAGCUUUUGUAUGAAAAAUAAAGGAUUCUUUCUGCA
This is a messenger RNA of Girardinichthys multiradiatus, 2780 nucleotides long. Its product is annotated as prostaglandin reductase 1-like. Gene Ontology annotation, biological process: prostaglandin metabolic process. Bases 286 to 1275 code for a protein of 329 amino acids. Gene Ontology annotation, cellular component: cytoplasm. NCBI's taxonomy places the organism in Eukaryota, Metazoa, Chordata, Actinopteri, Cyprinodontiformes, Goodeidae. The record is from RefSeq and is a predicted model, not a curated record. Gene Ontology annotation, molecular function: 15-oxoprostaglandin 13-reductase [NAD(P)+] activity; 2-alkenal reductase [NAD(P)H] activity. The transcript has 10 exons.